Nycticebus coucang (slow loris) is the source of this 2008-nucleotide messenger RNA. RefSeq names its product mitogen-activated protein kinase 15 (gene MAPK15). The transcript has 14 exons. The record is from RefSeq and is a predicted model, not a curated record. Gene Ontology annotation, biological process: intracellular signal transduction; protein phosphorylation. NCBI's taxonomy places the organism in Eukaryota, Metazoa, Chordata, Mammalia, Primates, Lorisidae. Gene Ontology annotation, cellular component: nucleus; cytoplasm. Gene Ontology annotation, molecular function: MAP kinase activity; ATP binding. Bases 90 to 1880 code for a protein of 596 amino acids.
GCCGUGGUUGGUUGUUUCCGAGGCAACCGCACCCAACAGUUCCAGCUCUGCCAGAGCCCGGCAAGCCUGCUAGCAGGAGGUCUCCCGCCAUGUGCGCCGCCGAAGUGGACCACAACGUGGCCCGGAGAUACGUACUCAAGCGGCGGCUCGGGAAGGGGGACACAGCACAGAAUGAGUGGCCUUGUGUCUGCAGGGACAAUGCCUACGGCAUUGUGUGGAAAGCAGUGGACCGGAGAACUGGUGAGAUUGUUGCCAUCAAGAAAAUCUUUGAUGCCUUUAGGGAUAAGACAGAUGCCCAGAGAACAUUCCGGGAAAUCAUGCUGCUCCAGGAGUUUGGGGACCAUCCCAACAUCAUCCGCCUCCUUGACCUGAUGCAGGCAGAGAAUGACAGGGACAUUUACCUGGUGUUUGAGUUUAUGGACACCGACCUGCAUGCCGUCAUCAGGAAGGGUGGGCUGCUAAAGGACAUCCACAGGCGCUACAUCUUCUACCAGCUCCUGUGGGCCACCAACUUCAUCCACUCAGCCCAGGUCAUCCACCGGGACCUGAAGCCAUCUAAUAUCCUCCUGGAUGCCAACUGUAUGGUGAAGGUCUGUGACUUUGGCCUGGCCCGCUCUCUGAGCAGCCUCCCCGAGGGGACUGAGGGCCAGGCCCUGACUAAUUACGUGGCCACACGCUGGUACCGAGCUCCAGAGGUUCUGCUGUCCUCAAGCUGGUACACCCCUGGGGUGGACAUGUGGAGUCUGGGCUGUGUCCUGGGGGAGAUGCUGCGGGGGCAGCCCCUGUUCCCAGGCACGUCCACACUCCACCAGCUGCAGCUAAUCCUGGAGACCAUCCCACCUCCACUGGAGGAGGAACUCUCGGCUCUCGGCUCAGGCUGCAGCACCUCCAUACUGCACAGCUUGGGGUCCCGGCCACAGCAGAUGCUAGACACCAUCCUGCCACCAGACACACCUCCUGAGGCUCUGGACCUUCUCAGGCUGCUCCUGGUGUUUGCCCCCCACAAGCGGCUCACUGCGGCCCAGGCCCUGCAACACCCCUAUGUGCAGAGGUUCCACUGCUCUGGCUGUGAUCAGAUUGGGCGUGCAGAUGUGCAGCUCCUGGCACAGGAUGGAGUCCAGCUGUCCGCCACCGAGUAUCGCAGCCGCAUCUAUCAGAUGAUCUUGGAGCAGAGAAGCAAUGGUUGUGUCCUCAAAAAGGAGGGCCUGAGGGGCGCCCCCCUGGGGGCAGAGCCCAGGGCUUCCAGGUCCUAUGCGCACCUGCUCAAGCCCAGAGCUGGCCCCCAGCUCUCCUUGGGGCCGCCUGUGCAGAACCCUGGACUCAUGCCUCAGAGUAGCCCUAGCCUGGAUCCAGAGCACGAAGCCCCCAGAGCAGCUAAGAACAUUCUCAGUCGGAACCCAGCCUCCCUGCCCCAAUCUGCGACCCCUGGGGUGGAGGUAGAGCCCCCCUCCCUCCCUUCACGGCUGAAGCACAACAUAAGAGGGGCAGCCCCCUCCCUGACCUCACAGGCUGCAGCCCAGAUGGCCAAUCAGGCCCUGAUCCGCAAGGACUGGUCCCAGUGCUGUGGGGUGAGGGCAGCUGGCCCACACCUGGUGAGCCCGGCCUGCGUCCCACCUUUGCCUUUCCAUUCCCCCAACCCUCAAAGGUCGCCCCUUCUCCUCUCUCCCAGGCCCACUUUCCCUUAUGCUGACCCCUACCUGCAGAUCCCUCCUCAGCUUCCCCCAGACCCUCGGCCUGGCCGGAAGAUGUUCAGCUCUUCUGCCUCACAGGGGGCCCUGGGGGCUGCCCGGUCCAUGCUCGGGGGCUACUCUCAGGCCUAUGGUACCAUCUGCCACUCAGCACUGGGCCGCCUGCCCCUGCUCCCAGGACCACAUGCGUGAGCUGCCCUACCUGCCCAGCCCCCUUCCCCUUUGGCUACAUUUAAGUUUGGGGAAAUUGGGCCUCUUUGGGGGAGUAGAUGAGGACCCCACCCACACCCUAGUGACUUUCUCCAAUAAAGUCUGUCUGU